AUGUCCCUGUGCUGCUGGUUCAUUCUGCUGGCUUUCAUCCCUGAGGCCUUAAGCACCGAUCCUGGAGUAAUAGUCAAGCUAACAGAUAAAGGCCUUGAAUAUGGCAGACAACUGGGUAUGGCUGUGAUCCAAAAGCAACUCCUUACCAUCAAAGUGGCAGAUAUUUCAGGGUCAGAGUCGGUGUCUCCCAUUGGCAGUGUCGAGUACAGAUUAUCAAAUAUGCAUAUAGUUGAUGUGGGAUUACCAAAGUCUGAAGUGGAUCUGGUGCCAGGGAGCGGCGUCAGACUGUUUAUUGGUAACGCCUUCAUCAGUCUGCAUGGAGACUGGAAGGUCAAGUACCUCAAAAUAAUAAAGGACAGUGGUUCCUUUGAUUUGAAUGUGAACGGACUCACUAUCAGUACAAGUAUUGCCAUCAAAAGUGAUGAGACAGGCCGACCUGCAGUCAGUACUGUCGACUGUGUGGCCAGUAUCAGCAGUGUAAGGGUCAUAUUCCAUGGUGGAGCCAGCUGGCUGUACAACCUCUUCACAAGCUUCAUUGACAGGUCUUUGCGUAAUGCAAUACAAACACAGGUCUGCCCCUCGGUGGCUAAUGCAGUAUCACAGUUGAACUCUCAACUGAAAACUCUCAAUGUUGUAGCCCAGGUGGACCAGUAUGCAGAGAUUGACUAUUCAAUGGUGUCAUCGCCCAUGGUUUCACAGUCUUCUAUAGACUUGAGCUUGAAGGGUGAAUUUUACAACGUUGGGAAGCAUCAGGAGCCUCCAUUCUCCCCCACACCCUUUUCUCUCUCAUCCCAGCUCAGCAACAUGCUGUACUUCGGUAUGUCUGCCUUCACCGCCAACUCUGCAGCUUUUGUCUACAACAGCGCUGGAGCCCUCAGUUUGUACAUAACUGAUGAUAUGAUUCCCCACACGUCACUCUUCAGACUCAACACCAUGACAUUCGGAGCUUUCAUCCCACAGGUUGCCAAGCUCUUCCCAGGUCUGCUGAUGAAACUGCUGGUGCAGACAGUGAAAACUCCUGUCAUCACUUUUGAACCCAACAACGCAACUAUUCAGGCCACUGGCACGGUGACAGCCUACGCUAUCCUGCCCAACACUACACUCUCCCCUCUCUUUGUCCUAAACUUGGAGACCAGUGUCAGCACCAAAGUGUUUGUCAGGGAAAUGAGGUUGGCUGGAGCUGUCACACUCAACAAAAUGGAUUUGACCCUGAGGACAAGUUAUGUGAGGGAAUUUCAGGUCAAAUCCCUCGACAACUUCCUCCAAGUGGUCCUCAAAGGAGUAGUCAUACCCAAAGUAAAUG
Molecule: messenger RNA, 1303 nt
Organism: Monopterus albus (swamp eel)
Lineage: Eukaryota; Metazoa; Chordata; Actinopteri; Synbranchiformes; Synbranchidae
Product: bactericidal permeability-increasing protein-like
Exons: 13
Molecular function (GO): lipid binding
Source: RefSeq, a predicted model, not a curated record